GAAAGCGGAAGAGGCGGAGCCAAUGGGUGGAGAGCUAGCUCGCAAUUGGGCGGCGUGCUGAGUUGCUGUUGCUAGGUAGGCUAAGAUGGCUGCCUUGGACAGGGUCAAGGUGCUGGUGCUGGGGGAUUCCGGUGUUGGGAAAUCUUCACUUGUUCAUCUGUUGUGCCAAAAUCAGGUGUUGGGAAAUCCAUCUUGGACUGUGGGCUGCUCAGUGGAUGUGCGAAUUCAUGACUACAAAGAGGGGACCCCAGAAGAGAAGACCUACUACACUGAGUUGUGGGAUGUUGGAGGUUCAGUGGGCAGCGCUAGUAGUAUGAAAAGCACACGAGCAGUAUUUUACAACUCUGUGAAUGGCAUCAUUUUGGUGCAUGACUUAACCAACAAAAAGUCCUCUCAAAACUUGUAUCGCUGGUCACUGGAAGCCCUCAACAGGGAUGUGGUUCCAACAGGAGUUCUCGUAACAAAUGGGGACUAUGACCGUGAACAGUUUGCUGAUAACCAGAUUCCCCUACUGGUAAUAGGAACCAAACUGGAUCAGAUCCCAGAGGCUAAGCGCAAUGAAGUUUUGACCAGAACAGCUUUCCUGGCUGAGGAUUUCAAUGCAGAAGAGAUUAAUUUGGACUGCACCAACCCCCGCUAUCUGGCUGCAGGUUCAUCCAAUGCUGUCAAGCUCAGCAGGUUUUUUGAUAAGGUCAUAGAGAAGAGGUACUUUUUACGAGAUGGUAAUCAGAUUCCUGGCUUUUCAGAUAGAAAAAGAUUUGGAGGAGGUGCGUUGAAGAACCUUCAUUAUGACUGAACACUGCUCACCAUCCAGAGAUUGAGCAGGAGAGUCAUUCUCUCCAUUUGCAACAACAUUCCUAUCCUGUUGGAUGCUUCAAGGCAGUGAUGCUCAUGCCAGGCAGAAUAAAGAGUAAGCAGUGCUUUGGCCAGCUCAACUACUGAUGCUGAUGAAGGCAUGGGGGAAAAUUUCCCAAACCUGACUUUGGGUCUAGACUCUCCUAGGCUCACAGGCCUUCUGGAAAUAUGGGAUCUUUUAGGAUUUGUGCAAUAUAUUUAGUGUCUUCCACACAGCUGUGGAAAGCAUUAUCAUGCACAGCAUGUAUGUGUAAUUUUUUUCCUCCGUUUUGGAAGAUUUAUGAACUCUCUACAAUGAAUUACAUUCAUUUUACCUCUAGCUGAAAGAUGAGACUGAGUGGGCUUUUCAUUUGCACUUAAGUAAAGGAAAAACAAGGAAAGCAGAAUGAAUCUAAAUGUGUAAGGAAUGGAAUAGAAAGGAAAUAUUAGAAUGCUAUUAUAUAAAUGAAUGGGUGCAGCUUCUUCUGGAACAUUGUGUUCAUUUCUGCUCAAAAAGGGUGUAACAAAAAUAGACAGGUGAUGAAGAUGAUUUAACGCCUGAAAAAAAUCUCUCUAGGAAGAGACUGGUGUUUAUAUUGAUGUUUAGAUUGGAAUUGUUUACCUUGGAGAGGAGAGAGACAGCGAAUGUUGUGCUCCUAUUUAUCUUAUUUCAUAUUUAAAUAUCUCUUUAUAUUUGUAUUAACUUUUAAAAGGAAAAAAAAAAUCACAUUUUUGAAAGAAGCAGUUUUAUGUGCAGGACACGCGAAACUCAAUACAAUAAGAUUAUUAUUGAGACCAGGAGCACAAGGCGGCUCUGAAGAGGAUAAGACAAAAAUAAAGAUAAGAAUACUUGUGGAUAGAAAUAUAGAAGGGAAAUAACACCUAUGUGCUUUGGGUUUGGAGGCUAUAUAAGUGCUGCAGAUUGGAAAGUGCAUUCCCAUAAAGAAGCUACUCUAGCAUUGUGAGAGGUAAGAUAUCAGAGGCCAGUGAUUCUUAACCAGGGUGCCACAAGAUCCUUUUAAGAGUGCCACACAGUAUUAGCAGUCUUACGUGUACAAACACCUACACAUGAUUCACAAGGUAAACCCAGAGAUUUCAAGUAGGAAUCCAUAUUGUCAAAAGCAGCUCUGAGGUGCUGCUGUUUUUCUGAGCUUUGCAGCAGAAGAAUUGCUCUAUUUUUUUUUGUAGUCAGAACAUGAGUGCAAGCUAAGAACUGGCAUUUUUGAGUCGAAGGCCCGUUGCACUAGAUGAAUAGACUGCUUGCUUGGUUGGUUCUGACAGUUUCUGCACUCUCAAAUGCAGUGGCUUCUGGAUCAUUCUUGGGGAUAUGGAAGAGUGCUUGAUGAGGCUAUUAGGCAUCUCAAAGCCCAAUACUGAUCCUGCUUUUCUUUCCCUCUUUCCUCACAGUAACAUGGCACUGGCUUGGCCUCUACCAGAGGAUGAAAGCCAGAGUUAAAUGUAAAUGCAGAUUAAUAAUAAAUGGGAGGAGGAGAAAAUAAAAUACAGGAGUAAAAUUGACAGUAAGUAGAGUUCUGCAUUCUCUGUGUUGUAUCAGCCUGCAGCUUUUCUUUGGCAGUUGCCUGGAAAUAAACUGCCUGUUGCCACUAACAAGGUACAAGCAUGACAGACAGGAAUACUGAGCCUCAUGUAUUAAAGUAUUAACAUAAAUACUUUAUUUCCCUCCCUCCCCUUUCCCUUUCAUACAGGCUCUCAGAGCACUUGACAAAUAUGGGUAAACUAAGUUUCCAAGAAUCUGUGUGAGGUACAAUGCAAAUCAACAUCCUUAUUUGGCAGUGGAGAUUACAAAGGUACCAAGACUUUCAGACCUGCUUAAAAUUUUGAAUUUUGGGUGCCCGGCAUGAGACAAGUGUAGAAGAGUUAUCAUGGACACCUUCAAAAAUAAGAGUCCUUUUCCCAAGUCCUUCCAAAGGGUCAGGAACUGACCCCAGGAAUCCUAUUUUAUAGACUUUUCUGACAAGCAUGACACAGUGCUCUCUUAAGCAAAGCAGUGAAGUCCCUGAAUAGUUGGUGUCUUAUCCUCUUCUACUGCACAUGCCAGCAUGUAAAAGUUUAGCUCCUCACUGUAACUCUUGUGAGUGAUAAGAAGAGAGUCACUUUAGCAGGAGCUUUGACUUUACCUGAUGCAGUAGCUGUUGCAGCCUUUCCCCUCAGCAAAGAGAACUCAUCUGUCUAACUUGAGUUCCCUGGGGUCGUUGCUCCUUUCUAGUUGAUGAACUGAUGAUCUAAUUUAGAACAGCAAACCUAUGCGCUUACUCCCUGUGCAUAAUCGGUUUGCAGGGCCAGCUCAGUGAGGGAAUAUGCCUGAGUGAUUACAGCAUUAGGCUAGGAGUCAGGAAUUAAAGCCACUUCUCCUGCCUCCAUCUCUGACUUGCUCUGUGGCCUUGAGUAAAUCCUAUUUCCUUUUUCCCAACAUUUAAAACAGGAGCAGUUCUUCCCUAAUGUGAAGAUGAAUUAGGCUGAGCAGCAAGGAGCACAAACCUGUAUAAUAGGACAAGACAGUUGAGCCUGUCUGCUUCCUGGUUAACUCUUUCCUUCACCCUGUGGAUAUUUCUCUGGCUUCUUGGGGUGUGGCAAACCAGAUGCUAGACAUAGAUUGCCUUACUAUGCUUAUCCUCCUUCCUUCCAUGCUGAGAGCGCCACUUACAUGCCCAUUAUUAGACUUUAGCAUGAACAGCCCAUUGAAAUAAGAAUUGCUUUUGCCCCUCAUACCUAUUUUGUUAGGCCACCUGCAGCUGAGGAUACCAUCAGCACCUUCAUGUGGAUAUGAAAGGUUUCCUUUACUAACUUAAAAGCUAGAGUUUGGUUUAUUCAAUUUUAAAUGAAGGCUCAGAAUGUAGAGUGCAAAAUGGCAGCUACUAUAGGAAAAAGCAUCAGCUUGGACAACAGCUGUGAGCUGACCCAAGGUAAUCAUUCCUUGCAACUUUUUUUGAGUGUCCUGCACCAGCCCAUUGCCUGCUGAAUGCAGCAUAACUUUGCUGAACCUCACAGCUGGAAGGGCCAGGCAAACAUUGCUCAGGGACCCACCUUUAUGAGGGCUGAUGCUGCCUGUGCCUGGAAUAGGUCCCAGGCCUCUGGGAGCUAACCACUCCUCAAGAAGUUCUACAGCUUAUUCCUAGAGCAGUGGUGUCAAACUUGCCCUAGCCCCAGGCCUGGCUCUAGGGGCAUUUAUAGUCAUGCUCUGGGAGGCGGCAGGGAGGGGAAGGUGCUUUAAUUAGCACAGCUCCAAGAGCCACGCUAAUUAAAAAUGCCUGGAGCAUCACAUGUAUUAGUGUCCCCACGCUGAAAAACGGUAGCAGGGUGCUUUGAACUAAAUCUCACCGAAAAAGCUUUAGUUUAAAGCAUCCUGCUGCCAUGUUCAGCACAGGGACGCUGAUACAACGUGACACUGGAGUCGUAUGGAGCAUAGUAUUUACCACGUUCCAGCAGACUCGAUUAAUCUGCUCAGAUGCACUGUAAUUACAGUGCAUUGAAGCAGCCUUGUAAUUAAUUACAGUAUGCUGAAGAAGCCUCUAGGAGCUGUGGAGGAGCCCUAGAUGCAGUGGGGUAAGUGGAAUCUGUUGUAGGGAUUAAUGUAGCCAUUGCUCACCCCUGGCCACUGACGUGUCCAUAACGGGGACUCUGUGCCCUAGAUUUUGGUGGUGGGCCCUGUUCCUGCAUGCUCUAUUCUUGAAUGUACAGCCACUCUGGGAGCCCUGCAGGCCAGAUAACAGAGUUCUAAGGGCCAGAUCUUGUCCAUAAGCCAUAUGUUUGACACCUCUGCUCCAAAGGGUUUAAGAACCCAACACUGGUGCUCUGUUUAGGUGGUUCAGUCAAGAGCAUGUGGUCAGGUCAUAUUAGCUGCAUGGUGAGGGGCUCUCUGUCUGAAUGGUGAAAACGAUUAAAAUGAUUAGAAGGAUGUGUGUUUGUGUGGUUAGCGGCUCUGGCGUAGGUUGAUGGUUAACUGAAAAAACAGCAUAUUCUCAGAAUGGCAGCCUUUACAGGGUCAUCUGUUAAUCGUUUUAGGCAUUCUAAACUAAUUAAAAUAGAUCCUUUUAGAAAUCUCACACCCAGUGUCAGGCUUUUCCUCUUGCCCCUUAUAACCCGAUGCAGAAUACCCCAGACUCGUUCAGCUUCUCCAACGUGAUUAAGUAUCUCAGUGUUUGUGGGCCCAUGUUAACUCAAUUCCAGCAUAGCUUUUGUUUGGAAAUCUAAACAGAAUUUGCAGCAGUCCUCUAGAAUGAAGUAUGUUACCAGGAGAUUACCAUCAUCAAUGUCUUCAGAAAAUCCUUUAUACAACCGGAAGGGCAGAAGAGUGAAUGUCAGCCUUCUUGCUCAAGCAAAUGCCACCAACAUUAAAGACAUGUUUAUAUGGCACUGGCUUCAUUGAAAAGGACAUGUCAUAAGGAUGCCUGACAACCAGCUCCCAAAACAGGUCUUGCACUGCCAGCUCACUGAUGGUCACCGCUCUAGAGGUGAGCAGAAGAAAAAUGCAAGCACACCUUGAAGGCCAGUGUGAAUAAAUUCAGUAUUAACAUUAGUACCUGGGAGACUCAAACAUUGAGUUGUCUGCAAUGAUGCUGUGAUGUAUGAUGAGGCUUUGAUCAUUUCAUGCAAACUUGUCUCAUUAUGGAGGUAGAUAGACAAGAGAAAUAAAGGAAAAGAUCUGUGACUCAACAUCACCAGGAUCUACUCCUUCCUGGAACUGUGCGCCAUAUCUACAUUCAAACUUGUGGAUCUGGGAUUAGUUACCUAAAUAUGGACUCACUGGGCAUCUACACAUGCGGAUUUACUGCGCAGUAACCAAAAUUACUGUGCAGUAUGGGCAUGCGUCUACAGGUGCAUGCCCGUACCGUGCAGUAAAUAUGGUGAUUUAUGCCCAAUUGGUUACUGCGCAGUAACACACAUGUAGAUGCUUUACUGUGCAGUAACCCAGGGGGGCUCCCUGCUGGGUCUGUCCAGCCACUAGGUGGCCGGCCUGAGCCCAGCCCCAGGGCUCCUGGCUGGCCGCCUCUCCUGGCUUCAACUUGGGACUAAAGUUAGUGCCAAGGGCUGACAGCCAUGUGGCUAGAUGCUGGAGCUCCCCCCGGUGGCCGCAGGGGUACAUGGCAGGCUGCUCUGACCCAGGACUAAAUUAAGUCCCGGGUCAUCUACAUGUGUAGACACUGACCUUUUCCUACUUACACAGUAAAUUUAGGCCAGUGUAAAUGCAUGUGUAGACAAGCCCACCAAUGACUCCCCUAUUUACUGGAAGACUGCCAUUCUCAUAUCAAGGGACUGCCAACAACUAUCCCCCCAAAAAGGCCUUGGCUGUGGUCACUGAAAGCUUUGUUUUGACUUGUUUCUGACUCUGCUGUUGAGGUAGCUUGGGCCUGGUUAGGACUAGUCUGGAGUAGCUAGCAUUUGUACCUUUCAGCACUGAGGCUUUACUAGGGGGCACAAGUAUAGCCUCAGCCUGGAAAAACAUCUCAGAGGUAAAUUCACAUCCAGAAGGGAUAGAACACAGUGGAUUCAUUACAUGUCUGCUUUUCAGUGUACCUUGCUACUGAUGUGAAUACUCGACUUCAAUUUCACUGUGUCUGGAAUACUAGUAACAGAUUCUCCAGCAUGGAGUGCAAAAGAGAAUACAAGCAACGUGGGUGCAGCAGAGAGGAUAAAUUAGACAAACCAUAGGAGCCAUUGUUCUCAGCCAUCCUCCAGGUAUCCAGUGCCUGAAGUGCCCCUUUGAUCCAAUUCUUCUGGCCCUUCCUAAAUUGCAGGUUUCCACAGGGAUGCUUCCUAGUUAGGCCACAAGGACUAAAGUCUUAGAUAACCUCUGAGGUGGGCCAACACUUCAGCACCCUUGAUUUGUGGAGCAACCCCUGCUUAUGGGAUGCCACUUCAGACCCUCAGAGUUGGGGGAUGUGGGUAUAGACAGUGAGGGGAGAAGCAUGGGACAAAAGGGGGAGGGAAAGAGAUCUGUAGAGAUGACAUUGGAGGUAGAGGGCAAAAAAAAUGGUAUGAAAGGGAGAGCUGAACAAAAGAAUUGAGCUGUAAAUGGUGAGAGGAAAAUGGGUUUAGAGGAACAGCAGGAGGGAGGGAUGGGGGAAAGACAUUCAAGGGAGAAGGUGAGCAGGAAGGGGAAAGAGGGCGUGCAAGGGGCUGUGGCAGGAGAAUGGGGGUGCAAUAUUAGCAAUUCAGGAGUGGGGCCUGCCUGUGAUCCCAGCUCCAGGACCCCUGUCUGUAUUGGGUCCAGCUCAGUCUGUCCUCUCAUCCUCACCCACCUGCAAGCCAUGAGAACUGGACUUGAACGAUCUAUUUCUGUCCACUGUUAAAGUGAUUCACUGUUUGACCUAAAAAACUACUUCACCGCCCAGCAGCCUUGCUGUUCUCAUCUGAGCAGUGAAUAAUGCUUAUCCAGGGGUGUAGUUAUGAUUAAUCAGUUUAUCCAUGUACAAUGCUUUGGAUACAUUGGGCAUUAAAUAGAUGGUAUUGUUAUUGUUCUUAUUAUUAAACUUAAUGAAAUGAGGCUUGAGGGCUUGCCAAAAUUAGGAUGUUUCCAUUAUAUCAACUUAGUCUGAAGCACCCAAAUAGCCUUAACUCUGUCCUUUUAGAGACUCUUCAAACUUCAGUAUAGUUCCAAUACAAUCUUAUGCGUAGGUACAAGUGUUUGCAUGUGUGAGAGAGAGAAGAUUAACACUCACUUCUUUGUAGCUCCUUAUUCUUGAAAGAUUUUUUCUUCAAAAGAACCCUUAGCUCUGUCCUGCAGUGACUCUAUGAAAAUCCACACAGUUGUGAUAAAAGGCAUUUUGAUGUUUGUGGGUCUAGAUGAGAACAAAUUGGCUUUCAAAGACAUGUUAUGUGUUUUAAUUUUUCUCCCUUCAUAGUGUAAAGAAAGGGCAGAGUUGGGGUUGUUUCAAUGCCCUGAGGGUGUAUUUCCACACAGGAUCAUGUUUGGAUUUGUUUAAAUUCAAUUUUAACUCUGAAUUUCCUUGGCAUUUGAGCUAAUUGCAGCAUCCUGGCUAUUUGGUUUACCUUGGCUAUUGACAUGAACUCUUAACUUCAUUUUAACAGUGUGGAUUUGGAAUAAAUAGGAACAGGUUCUCUAGGAGAGAGUGCAGAAGGGGGUAGUGUGGGCACAGCAAAGAGCAUAAAUUGGACAAGCCUUAGGACCCACUGUUCUUGCCCUUCUUGCCCUUCCAACUCUCAUUCAGUGCUUGCUGUGCCAUUUGAUCCAGUUCUCCCCUUCUGAAAUCGUGCCACCCAACCCAUUCUAGCUGCUCUUUCCUUCAUCAAGGUUUCUCUACUGGCAAACUGCAGGCUGAGCAGAAAUGGGACUCAUCCAUGACCCUCUCUGUAAUGUGCUUCCCAGCUGAAGUCUUCAUCCUGUGGCACUGCCAUCUGCCAUGGCACAAGGUAUUCCAGCAACUGAGUGUUGGCUUAGAGAGCAAAGGCAUGAAACCCUAGUCCCUCCCCUCUCAGUGCUACUCCAUGGUCCAAGUUCAGCAUGGGGAUGGAGAACAUCUUCCUUCCUACCUGUCCUUUCUAAUCAUAGGUGCAACCGCUAUGCAUAGAGCAGGACUCAGACUCACCUGUGCCGUGAUGCUUACAAAAUGGCUCAGCAAGUGACACACUGUCUGUUUUCCCUCCUUUUCCCACUCCUUCACACACACAAGCUACCUUAUCCCUGCCACACUUCAUCUUAUAUCUACCCAAGGUUUUUGUGGAAUCUUCCUUGGAGGUUUUCAAGAAAGGUCUGCACAAUCGUUUGUUUGAAAUGGUUUAGGACACUAGUGCUCAACCUCUUCUGCUUCUGCAGGCCAGAUGAGUAGCACAGGGCCAGUCUUCAGGCCAGAUCCUGUGGGUGGGGUCAUUCUGUGGGCCAGAUCUAGCAUCGAGUUAGUGCGUGGGGUUAGUCUGUGGGAGUGAUCCAGUCCAGCCCUAUGUGCCAGAUCUGGCCACAAAGAUGUCUGGUAUGAUCUGAUGUGCAGGACCAUGGCAGCCACCCUGCAGUGCUCCCUGCAGGUCCAGACAUUUGAUGGCGGGGGUGCAGUGGCAGUGUUAAUUGCUGUGUCUCUGGAAGCUACACCAAUUAAUGCUGCCACUGCCCCCCCACCACCAAAUUUCCAAACACAUAGGGAGCUCCAGAGGCCAGGUUAAGCCAAUAGGCUGGAGGCUGCAAUGCUCACCACUGGUUUAGGAAUAGUAUUCCUAGAUUUGUGCAGGGGUUUGGACUAGAUCAAUGGAGGCCAGUCUUUUUGGCUGGCAUGCUACAAAUUAGUGUCAUAACCUCCUGAAGUGCCACUCCAAUCCUCUUCCCUUGCCCAGUCUACUGCUCUGCUUUCUGCUUCCAGCCCCGAUAAGCUGUUCUUCUUUCUGCGCUAUCUGUCACUGCAUUCCCUGUCCCCUCCCUGAUCUGCCACAUACCCAAGCCACCUAUGUGCCGCAAGUUGGCCACCCCUAUAGUAGAUGACCCUUGAGGUCCCUUCCAUUGUUAUGGUUCUUGUAAUCAGCCUUGAAAAUGGUUUAGAAGCCUAUGAGACUAACAAAGCUGUGUCAUGUACAGCCUUAUGUUGCAGUACCAGUCCUUCAUCUAUUUGCAUCUUUUAAACCAGCAUUUCUCAACCUGUGGGUUGCGACCCCCAAAGUGGAUUGCAAGAAUAUUUCAAAGGGUCGCAAGCAAGUGAAAAAUGAGCAAAAGCACAGGUGUCUCCUUGCAGGCUGGCAGCGUUCUAGCCCACAAGGGGCUCCUUGGGGCAUGGCCAGCUUGCAGCCAGGCAGGGUCAUGGGAGCAGCACCAGCAGCCGAAUGAAGGUAAGUAUAUGGGGAG
Messenger RNA from Alligator sinensis (Chinese alligator), 9640 nucleotides. It is a transcript of the gene RABL3, whose product is annotated as RAB, member of RAS oncogene family like 3. NCBI's taxonomy places the organism in Eukaryota, Metazoa, Chordata, Crocodylia, Alligatoridae. The record is from RefSeq and is a predicted model, not a curated record. Gene Ontology annotation, biological process: intracellular protein transport. Gene Ontology annotation, molecular function: GTPase activity. The transcript has 8 exons. Gene Ontology annotation, cellular component: endomembrane system. Bases 86 to 796 code for a protein of 236 amino acids.